CGCGUAGAGCGGAGGGGAGAUAAGAUCAUAAGACCGUUGUCGUGAUUCGUGAAGGGUGGCGACAAGACAUGCCGCCGGGCACAACUGCUCCGGCGCCGGCGGCGGCUCCAGCAGCGGCGCCGAUCCGGACGCAUCUCCUCACCUCCGUCGCGAAGGUAGCGCUCACGGCCGCGCUCGUCUGCGGCGGUGGCGGUGGCGGCGGCCCCGCUGCCGUCGUCGUCGUCGUUCCGGCCGCUGCUCAUGCCGUCCCGUUCGUCCGUCCUCCUCCUCCCCUGCAGCUGCAGGGAAAGUCCUUCGCCGCCUCUACUCCUUACGCGCAGUCUCAGAAGCUGCAGCUUGGCCUCGACAAGCUCGGAAAGAUCAGGGCAUGUCCGUCCACCAACCCGGGGUGCGUGUCCACCAACGCGCUGGGAUCCUCGGGCUCCUUCGCCUCGCCGCUGAUCAUCCCGGAAUCAUCCGCCGCCGGGGAGAAGGCCGUCAUCUCGUUGCGGCAAGCCAUCGAGAAGACGCAGAGCAACGUGGACUUGAAGGUGGAUGAAGACACUCCAUACGGUCACUACAUCGAGGCGGAGAUGGACGGCGGCGUUGGGCGGGACGUGAUGGAGUUCCUGGUGAAGAAAGACGCCGGCGUGGUGGCGUACCGGUGCAUGGCCACCAAGGUCACCUUCGUGUACCCCUUCACCACCGCCGUCGGCGACUCCAAGGGCCAGAAGCAGAGGAUUGCGGCCAUCUCGCAGGAGCUCGGAUGGUACGCCCCGGACAUCCAAUCCUCCAUCGACUCCGACGACGACGCUCCUCCGUGAAGACCGUACAACGAAUCAUUAUCGAUCACUUCAUCGAUCGAUCGGGAGCGGAGGUACGGUAUAGUUGCGGAGCUGGUUGGUUUUCAUGCCUGCCUAGGGUCAUCAUGCAUGUAAGUAUGCAGGCAUCCGUCAAAUAGUACAGAUAUAAUUAACAUAUAAGUAAUAAGAUAUAUAAUCAUAUAAAUGUACAAUUGUAGUAGAAUA
Messenger RNA from Sorghum bicolor (sorghum), 1007 nucleotides. RefSeq names its product thylakoid lumenal 17.9 kDa protein, chloroplastic. NCBI's taxonomy places the organism in Eukaryota, Viridiplantae, Streptophyta, Magnoliopsida, Poales, Poaceae. Bases 69 to 803 code for a protein of 244 amino acids. The record is from RefSeq and is a predicted model, not a curated record. The transcript is spliced from 3 exons.